GGGGCGAAGCGAAGGCUGGGGCUCCAGGUGAGUUCUCCGCGGCCGCAAGCAGGGCGAUGGAGGCGCCGCCGCAGGGCGGACCAGGCGUCGAGGCGGCUGCCGCCUGCAAGGCCAGCGAGGGCCCGGAGAGGCGUGUCGCGGUGCCCCGGCCGCCCUCCAUCGAGGACUUCACCAUUGUCAAGCCCAUCAGCCGGGGCGCCUUUGGGAAAGUCUACCUGGGCCGCAAAGCAGGGAGGCUGUACGCCGUCAAGGUAGUCAAAAAAGCUGAUCUGAUCAAUAAGAAUAUGGUCCAUCAAUUACAGGCAGAGAGAAAUGCCUUGGCUCUUAGCAAAAGUCCUUUCAUUGUACACUUAUACUACUCACUUCAGUCUGCCAACAAUGUCUAUUUGGUAAUGGAGUAUCUCAUUGGUGGAGAUGUUAAAUCGCUCCUCCAGAUAUAUGGUUAUUUUGAUGAAGAAAUGGCUGUGAAAUAUAUUUCUGAAGCUGCACAGGCUCUUGAUUACCUCCACAGGCAUGGAAUAAUUCACAGAGACCUGAAGCCAGACAACAUGCUGAUAUCAAAUGAGGGUCACAUUAAGUUGACAGACUUUGGCUUGUCCAGAGUUGCUCUGAACAGAGAGAUAAACAUGGUGGAUAUCCUCACGACCCCAUCAAUGCCUAAACCGAAGCAAGAUUAUUCACGGACUCCAGGGCAAGUGUUGUCUCUUAUCAGCAAUUUGAGUUUUUACACCCCAGUUGGAGCUAAAAUCCAUGCACCUAGUCCAAGCCCUAUUUCUAUGGAUACGCCUAGGCUGUCUCAAGGACGUGUUUCCCCGCUCUCUGUGAACCACAAAGACUGUACUUCUGCAUCAAGUAAGAUGCUGACCGCAUGCCUUGAUUCUUCAAUUGUUAUGCCUGUUAAGAGUCUGACGCCAAGUCUGCUUCAGGCCCGGAAAAGGUAUGGGACCUCAAGCGCUAGUAGCCUUUCCCGCACCCAGCUGUCCAGCAUGGAGUCUGAGUGCUGUAGCAGUCCCAGGUGGGAGAAAGACUCACAGGAAGCAGACGACAUAUUCUACUCUGCCGACGGCCAAGUGACUUUACCAGAGAUGCUUCAUAAUACAGACUUACUGUUUACCAGUGACACUAAAGCCUUGAAGAGGAAAACACUGGAGUCUGUCAUAUCCCCUAUUAGCAGCAAUGACUCGGGGAGCAGGCAUGAAAGAAAAGCGGAACGAUCGGAUGUACGCGAUGCCUCUGUAAGGACUUGUGAUGUGAAAGACCUGGUCCGAAAAUGCCUUUCGGAAUACAAAGAGUGGGAAGGAAAACUUGGCGCCGAUAAACCUGCCCUGGCUAAGGGGGGAGCAGCAUCUUCUGAUGGGCAGAUGUCACCUUCGUGUUUGGCCAACCUUGUCAAUGAAAAGAAAGAGGCGGCAAGGUUGGAUGAGAAGCCUCGUGUCAAAAGAAGCUUUGAAUUGGUUGACACUAGUCCCUCUCAGAAACGCGCUCUUUUUAAAAAAACUAAUGGAGAAUACAGACGUGGUUGUAAAAUUGUCGAUAUCCCCAAGAAGCAAUGCACAACUUUAACUGCUGAAAUCAAUCGCUUAAAACUUGCUGGUGACGACGGUCUACGGGAGAUGUAUGCAGAUAACAGUCAAGCAAAAGACUUCGGUUGCCCUGACCAAAACGAGGGUGGAAAACCAAAACCCCCUUUAAUAGCUAAGAAUCUUAUGCACGAUCUGGAUCCAGAUGGUGGAAAGGACAGGAAAAAGGAGCACUCGAGUUCCAGCUUCUUAUGCAUUGAUGAUGAAAAGCCCUUAGCAAGCGUGAGUGUGGAUUCUGAUCUCUCUCUUCCAGAAGUGUCUGCCGCCAUGAUGCAUUUAGAAAAGCACUCGUCUAAUUCAGCUGGGAGCAUUAAAGACCACACCUUUGAAGAACUGAAAACCGAGGAUGUGUCUGAGACGUCGCUUAGCUGUGCAGGUGCAUCGCCAAGCGGGGACAAAGCACUUACCGUCCGGGAAGGCAAGCAAUUGCAGCAUGAGCAGGACAGGAGUUUGCAAGGUGCGCCUGAGACGCAGACCAACACCCAUUUUUCUCCGUCGGUGGAGAUGAUGAGAACACUGACUCUCUUCAAAAAAAACAUGGUCGCCUUCCGUAGUUACAGCAGCUCAAUCAAUAUGUCUAAUAUAUCUGAGCCAUCAAGAAUUAGCACAAUUUCUGUAGACGGAAUGGAUGUCUCGGCUUGCAGUGGCUCUUAUCCUAUGGCUAUUACACCGGCACCAAAGGGAAACCCCUACAGAGUUUAUCAGACCCCUAAUCAGGGGAAUGCUGGCACACCGUACAGGACUCCAAAGAGCGUUCGAAGAGGGGCUGCCCCAGUCGAGGGAGAACGCAUUUUAGGGACCCCAGACUACUUGGCACCUGAGCUGCUCUUGGCAAAGGCUCAUGGUCCAGCCGUAGACUGGUGGGCGCUUGGAGUUUGCCUCUUUGAGUUUUUAACCGGAAUCCCUCCGUUUAAUGAUGAGACACCAUCACAAGUAUUCCAGAAUAUUCUUAAAAGGGAUAUUCCGUGGCCUGGGGGUGAAGAGAAGCUGUCUGACGAUUCCCAGAAUGCAAUUGAUAUUCUUUUAACUAUUGACAGCACAAAGCGAGCUGGGCUGAAGGAGCUGAAAAUUCACCCCUUCUUUUAUGGCAUAGACUGGGAUAACCUGCAGAAUCAAGCCAUGCCCUUCAUUCCACAGCCAAUUGAUGAAACAGACACUUCUUAUUUUGAUGCAAGGAAUAACGCUCAGCAUCUAACAGUAUCCGGAUUCAGCUUGUAAUAUCAAGAAAAUGGAGUGCUCUUUAGGGCUGUGCGUUUGUAAAGCCUCCUCGAAACACUAGUUUACUUUUGGUUUUGUAAACGUUUAGCUUUUAAACUAUCACCUACUUUUUAACUGUGUUUUUCCUACAAGCUGGAUUGAAGCUUUUUUGCUCCAGACAGUUUCUGCACCUUAUGUAAAGCCAAGUAUGAUGGACAACGUAGUAGAAGGACUCACUUUCACAUACAACAAAAUGUGGAUUUCCGCUGCUAGGGAGUAUUUCUAAUGCUGGGAAAGAGGAGCUGUCAUUCCAGCAUUACUUUUGGGGAGGGGGCUAAAUGCAUGGGGUCUACCAUCUUUCAUGUGCCUGUGGUUCAAAAGUAGGGUGGGGAUUUGCUUGAAUCUGCUUGAAAUUGUUUUUCAGGUGCCUUUUCCAAUGCCAAUUGUUGUUUUUUUCAGUGCAGCCCAGAGGACCUUGACUGUCUCCAGUGUGCUUUCUUUUAGAUUAUGAAACGUUUCAGGCACUUUAAGUCAUUUAUAAACUACCUAUUCUGCUGCUAAACGAUCAGUGUCCUAAAUUCUCUUUCAGUUUAUUGCCUGUGUUCAUUCCCCCCGCACUCCGCUGACCUUUGAAACUGUGGCAAAAGAGAAAAAAAAGCCAUGUAGAUUUUAAUGUUCCUACUGAAAAGACUUGGAGGCUGUUGUUGCUCGUAAAUGAUGCACUUUUAUAAUUUUAAACACAAAAAAAGUUGGAGGCUCCAUUUGGUCAUUUUAAAAAAGCCACAUGUUUAAAACAGCCUAAUUAAAACGUGAGAAUCGAAAACAGUAUAUUAAAACCCACCUAACAUAUUUAUACGAUUCAGUGAAACAAAACAUCUGAUUUUGUUUCAGUACACAUUGAAUUAAAACUGGCAUAUUGUGUAUUUAAAAUAAAAAUUUCUCUGUAUAGUAGAUAAA
This is a messenger RNA of Sphaerodactylus townsendi, 3734 nucleotides long. It is a transcript of the gene MASTL, whose product is annotated as microtubule associated serine/threonine kinase like. Gene Ontology annotation, cellular component: nucleus. The record is from RefSeq and is a predicted model, not a curated record. The transcript is spliced from 12 exons. Bases 57 to 2798 code for a protein of 913 amino acids. Gene Ontology annotation, molecular function: ATP binding; protein serine/threonine kinase activity. Gene Ontology annotation, biological process: intracellular signal transduction; peptidyl-serine phosphorylation. NCBI's taxonomy places the organism in Eukaryota, Metazoa, Chordata, Lepidosauria, Squamata, Sphaerodactylidae.